Sciurus carolinensis (gray squirrel) is the source of this 2050-nucleotide messenger RNA. RefSeq names its product cyclin I family member 2 (gene Ccni2). Gene Ontology annotation, molecular function: cyclin-dependent protein serine/threonine kinase regulator activity. NCBI's taxonomy places the organism in Eukaryota, Metazoa, Chordata, Mammalia, Rodentia, Sciuridae. The transcript has 5 exons. Bases 1 to 1155 code for a protein of 384 amino acids. Gene Ontology annotation, cellular component: cyclin-dependent protein kinase holoenzyme complex; nucleus; cytoplasm. Gene Ontology annotation, biological process: regulation of cyclin-dependent protein serine/threonine kinase activity; mitotic cell cycle phase transition. The record is from RefSeq and is a predicted model, not a curated record.
AUGGCCUCGGACGCGGGGCUCCCACCGGAGCGGUCGACCUCCGAGGAAAGCGCCUUCCAGAGCCCCGGAGGGCUUAGCCUUCUCCCGCCUUCUCCUAGCAAAGCCUCUCCUUCAGCGCCGACCUCCAACGAGUUGCAGGCGGUCUGCAAGCCCGGAGCUUCGUCCUUCUCUGCGCCGUCCGCGAGCGGACCCCUGGUGUCCCAGCACUGGGCAGCGGUAGCUCAGCCAGCCAUAGAGGUGGUCCCUGUUUCCGCUCAGGCCGGGUCCCCGCCGCCCGCACUGCAGUCCUCCCAGUCCGAUCGUCUUGUGCCCUGCGACUUGAGUGACGUGCUGGACGAGCGCCGGCUGCUCGCUCACCUGCAUCUGGCCCAAGACCGCGAGAAGCGCCUGUGGCGGGGCGGCAAACCCCAGGUACUUGUCCCCCGGGUGGGGCCCUUCUCACCUGCGGACCGGCUCCAUCCUCAACCACGCUCAGGUGUUCAAAACUCUGGAGGCCGGGCCCUUCACCAGGUUGAUAUCUGCAACGCCUUCGAAAGAAUCGUGUUGUGGCUCCUGAAACAUGAGAACAUCUUUCGCUUCUCUCAGACUACUUUUAACCUGGCUCUCACCAUCUUCCACCGCCUCCUGGUUUCAGUGAAGAUAAAAGAGAGGUUACUCCAAAUUGUCACAAUUACCUCCUUGAGACUUGCUGUAAAAAUGAAUGAAGAGGAGGAGUUGAUUCCACACAUAAAAGACUUCAUAAAGCACUAUGGCUCUGGCUACACCCCAAAUGAGCUGCUGAAGAUGGAGCUGGCUAUUCUGGACAGACUGCACUGGGACCUCCACAUUGGGACGCCGCUGGACUUCUUGACUAUAUUCCACGCCCUGGUGGUCCUGAGCCGGCCCCAUGUGGUGGAGCUGCUGCCUCAGAGGAAUCCUUCCCUCCACGUCGCGUCCCUGACCAGGCAGCUGCAGCACUGUAUGGCGGGCCACCAGCUGCUGCAGUUCAAGGGCUCCACACUGGCUUUGGUCAUCAUCACCUUAGAGUUGGAGAGGCUCAUGCCCGACUGGUGGACUCCUAUAUCUGAUCUGCUAAAGAAAGCACAGGUAGACAUCAACUUUGUCCCAGGCCUAGCUCUGAGUUUUGCCCCUUUAGAAGACAUACUCUGCCCCUGAAAGGGUCCUUAUGGCCCUUUUUGGCCCUUAUAAGCUCCAGAAGAUGCUCUGGCCUUGGUGAUUCUGGCAAAAAUCUGCCUAGGGGCUCGGUAUUCCACAGUCUGCCACACUCUGUGGACAGCAGUAUGGAACACCUGUACCUUCACUGGAUCAAUGCAGGUGUGGGUCCCUGACAUUGAGAAAUUUUAUCUCAAUGGCAACCCUUAUAGCCAAGAUAAUUGGGUGUGGGGGGAAUGUCCAGCUCAGGAGGAAGCAACCUUGAGCUUAAAAUUGGUAAUUGUAAAUUGCAAACCCUCCUCCCCCAGUCUGAAUCUAUGGCACCAGGCCCUGGAGGGUCAGAAGCCCUAUUGACAGAUAGGUUAGGAUGGGGCUGUGCAGUUAGACUCAUGAGUUUACUGAGGUUGGGGAGGGAUGUUCCUGACAUGGUAGGAUUAAUGCUGUUGGGUUGGGUGGUUGUACCCUGCUUGGAUCCUCAAUUGCCUAAUCUUUAGAAUCUAAAGAUGGUUCUGCUGAAGGUUGGCCACUGUUUUAACACAGGUCAGCUGUACUGAGCAGUAUAGCUGCUGCAAAGAACUUGUAGAGCAGCACCUGAGAAGUUUGUAUCAGCCUCCUGCAUAGGCAGCUCUGUUCCACCCGGUGCCUUCACAGCAUAGUGGGAACCCUCCAUGCGUGAACUCCUAUAAAUUCUUUGGCUUUAUGAAUCCUGUAACAAGACAGGAAGAAGGCCUGGAAGAGCCACUGAGAAAGUUCCUUUGGCCCUAAGAAAUUAGAGGGGAGGGAGAGGGUAGGUCAUGGUCAGCAGACAUAAGGGUGGUCUGACAAAUACUACCUUGCCUUCUCCCCCAACCCCCACCAUCACCCAGGAGAUAAUAAAUGCAUGCUCAAACUGCACUUG